AUGAAGCCUAGUCCGCAGGGUGACUGUUGUCAUAAUGAUCAGACCAUGCAGCACAUUAUUUCUGAAUACUCGCUGCGACAGUUCGACGGCAGCAUAGCUGAUGCCCAGAAUACUACCGCGGCGACCAUUCACUGGCUUAAGAAUCUUGACAUUGAAAUGAUGACUGAUCUGACGUCCCCCUUGGAAUGGCAGAGCGUGACUUACGAAGAUCAAGAUCAUUUGAUGCAUUCCGGAAGUUUCAGGCAGCAACACGAUGAAUUACGCCCUUCGGGAAGAAGCAGUAAACAUCACAAAACUACCACCACAACCCUUAAAAGUGAAACUUCUCGUCAUGUCACUCUUCCUGGAAGUAGAAUCGACCUCCAUCGAGUAGAUUUUUCUGACCUAGACAAGCUAAUCUAUCGCGUAUUUCACAUGCUUUUCCAUGUCGAAGAAAGUUUCAUUGGUGCCCCACGAAACUUCGUUGACGUUGGUCUGCGAGAUGUCACCGGAAAUCACUACACAUCAAAUUAUGACGCUUAUAAGUCUUCCGAGUUUGACACUCGCCGUCGUCACUAUUCCGAGUCAUCUACGAUUGAAGAAGUGUCUGUACUUGGCCAGUCUUCACAACGGCCACAACAAAGAGUCAGCACUGGCAGACUAAAGUUGUUCUUGAUCAUCGCGCUGCUGCUUCCGUUGAUGUUUCUUAUCCCGGCCUUGUAUGCGAACCGUAAGUAG
Messenger RNA from Soboliphyme baturini, 717 nucleotides. Lineage: Eukaryota; Metazoa; Nematoda; Enoplea; Dioctophymatida; Soboliphymatidae. The record is from the annotation of a GenBank genome assembly.